Messenger RNA from Elgaria multicarinata webbii, 3078 nucleotides. RefSeq names its product YTH N6-methyladenosine RNA binding protein C1 (gene YTHDC1). The record is from RefSeq and is a predicted model, not a curated record. Gene Ontology annotation, molecular function: mRNA binding; N6-methyladenosine-containing RNA reader activity. Lineage: Eukaryota; Metazoa; Chordata; Lepidosauria; Squamata; Anguidae. Bases 199 to 2328 code for a protein of 709 amino acids. The transcript is spliced from 17 exons. Gene Ontology annotation, cellular component: nucleoplasm. Gene Ontology annotation, biological process: regulation of alternative mRNA splicing, via spliceosome; mRNA splicing, via spliceosome.
GCCUCCAUUUUGGUCGGUGUCGGGGGAGCUGCUGAAGAGAUUUGUGUGUGCCCGCGCGUGCUGCUGCUGCCGAGGACUCUUGUUCCGUCUCCGCCGUCCCUGCUUGCUGGCUGGCUUCUUCCCGUCACAAGUGGCGUUCUUUUUCUCACGCCGACGCUGCGUCCGUGGCUGGGAGGCGGAGACGGCUGCGGGGAAGCGAUGGCGGCCGAGAGCCGGGAGGAAAAAGAUGGUGAAUUGAAUGUUCUGGAUGAUAUCUUGACUGAUGCACCUGAUCAUGAUGAUGAACUGUACAACCCCGAUAGUGAGCAAGAUAAAAGUGAGAAAAAGGGAUCCAAAAGGAAAAGUGAGAGGAUGGAGACAGCUGACAGUAAAAAACAGAAGCCCUCUGUGCAUUCCUCAAGACAGAUACUACCCAAGCCUCCAAGUUCAUCCGUUAGCAACAACAAGAGAAUAGUGAACACAAAAGGAAAGCCGGUACUGGAAUACAAGAAUGAGGAAUAUCAGAGGUCUGAUAGGAACAAGCGCCCAGAAAGUGAUAGAAAGACACGUAUGACGAGCAGCAGCUGUAGGGACCUCUAUAAAGGGCAAUCUGAAAAGGCAUGUGUGAGGAAAAGGGAUGCUGACAGAAGGGCAAAGUCUUCCACUCCAGAUGCUUCUGGGAGACUAAGGCAUGAUGUGGACAGACGACCAAGCAGGUCCAGCCACUCUUCAAAAGAAGAGGUGAAUUCUGAGGAGUAUGGCUCAGAUCGUGAAACAGGUAGCAGUGGGUCCUCUGACCCAGGAAACACUGAGAAUGAGGAGGAGGAGGAGGAGGGAAUGGAGGAGGAGGAGGAGGAAGAAGAAGAAGAUGACGAUGGAGAAGAGGAGGAAGAAGUGGAAGAAGAUGGAGAGGAAGAUGAAGAUGAUUAUGAUCAAGAUGAAAGAGAUCAAAAGGAGGGAAAUGAUUAUGAUACGCGAAGCGAAGCUAGUGAUUCUGACUCUGAAUCUGCAUCCUUUACUGAUGGGUCAGUCCGAUCUGGUUCAGCCUCAGAUAUAUCAGAUGAAAAAAAGAAGGCAAGGAAAAGAGCUAGAGGCAUCUCUCCAAUUGUUUUUGAUAGAAGUGGAAGCUCUGCAUCAGAGUCCUAUGCAGGUUCAGAAAAGAAGCAUGAGAAAUUAUCAUCUUCCGUUCGUGCUGUCCAAAAAGACCAAACUAGCAAACUUAAAUACAUUCUCCAAGAUGCAAGAUUUUUUCUUAUCAAAAGUAACAACCACGAAAAUGUCUCACUUGCCAAAGCUAAGGGUGUUUGGUCAACCCUACCAGUCAAUGAGAAAAAGCUUAAUGCAGCCUUCAGAUCAGCAAGGAGUGUUAUCUUAAUAUUUUCUGUGAGAGAAAGUGGAAAAUUCCAAGGAUUUGCAAGGCUUGCUUCUGAAUCGCAUCAUGGAGGAUCUCCCAUACAUUGGGUGCUGCCUGUGGGAAUGAAUGCAAAAAUGCUGGGAGGCGUGUUUAAGAUAGAUUGGAUAUGCAGGCGUGAAUUGCCAUUCACGAAAUCUGCUCACCUGACGAAUCCUUGGAAUGAACAUAAGCCAGUAAAGAUUGGACGUGAUGGACAGGAAAUCGAGCUUGAAUGUGGAACCCAGCUUUGUCUUCUAUUCCCUCCUGAUGAAAGUAUUGACUUGUAUCAAGUCAUUCAUAAAAUGCGGCACAAGAGAAGAAUGCACUCGCAGCCCCGGUCAAGAGGACGGCCAUCCCGCCGAGAGCCGCUCCGAGACGUGGGAAGGCGUCGACCAGAGGAUUAUGAUAUUCAUAACAGCAGAAAGAAACCAAGGAUUGAUUAUCCCCCUGAGUUUCACCAAAGACCAGGGUACUUAAAGGAUCCCAGAUACCAAGAUGUAGACAGACGGUUUUCAGGAGUCCGGAGAGAUGUCUUUUUAAAUGGGUCCUACAAUGAUUAUGUGAGAGAAUUCCACAAUAUGGGGCCGCCGCCACCCUGGCAAGGAAUGCCUCCUUACCCAGGUAUGGAACAGCCUCCACAUCACCCUUAUUACCAGCACCACGCUCCUCCUCCACAAGCUCACCCUCCUUACUCAGGGCACCAUCCCAUCCCACAUGAUGCACGAUAUAGGGAUAAGCGAGUGCAUGACUAUGACAUGAGGGUAGAUGACUUUCUGCGUCGGACACAAGCAGUUGUCAGCGGCCGAAGAAGCAGGCCCCGAGAGAGGGAACGAGAUCGUGAGCGGGAUCGACCCCGAGACACCAGAAGAGACAGAGAUCGGGAUCGGGGCAGGGAGAGGGAGCGAAUAUGUGAUCGGGACAGAGACAGAGGAGAAAGAGGAAGAUACAGAAGAUAAUGUAAUGUGAAAUUGCAGUCACUUAAAGAAGCAAAGGCUUGUAUAUUUGUGUGUUUACAGGUAGUAAACUUUUAUUUUCCUCUGUCAACCUACCCUAUUGUGCAGAAGGAUUUCUAACUGACCCUCUUUGUUUCAAGCAUGCAGUAAGCUGUGAACUGGAAAAUCCCAUCUGCCAAAAAAUACAUGCGAAGCUUGACCCUUGAGUUGAUUACUUUCAUUUGAGCAGUUUUUGCAAAAACAGUUUAAAGAAUGUAGAUAGAUUGUCCCUAUGUGUUCAUCUUAACAGUAAUUUAAUCUUUGAGUACCAAUUGGUAACUGCCAUGAUAUUUUUGCUCUGAUGGUUUCUGACUUGUAGUUUUUACAUGAUUCUGUGGGGGGGUGGGAAAUGCUGCUAUCAAGUAUGCAAAUACUGAGUGUGAUAGAGUGGCUGUAGGGCAGAGUUGGAGCAGCCACCUCUUGGUUUUUCUGGGGUUUUUUUUAACCUUCUGUAAGAGUCAAGCUUGUUCAAUAAUGAAAGCAAUAUUAAGAUGAUGAUAUUGAUACCUAAUUUUUAACCUUUUAAAAAGAGUGUUCCUAUGUUCUGGUGGCAUUUGGUCAAUGCUGUUGUUUAAUCGCCUCUCCUGCUUCUUUGUUUCUCCUGUAAUGUCCACAUUGUUUAGAAUGUCCACCACGUCUGUGUGUGUGUGUGAGCACAAAUAUUGCUGUAUUCUACAUUGCUACCUUUUUUUAUAAUAAACUGGUAACAGUCAA